Messenger RNA from Marchantia polymorpha subsp. ruderalis, 1018 nucleotides. The record is from the annotation of a GenBank genome assembly. NCBI's taxonomy places the organism in Eukaryota, Viridiplantae, Streptophyta, Marchantiopsida, Marchantiales, Marchantiaceae.
GAGCUUCAUAGCUGCCGGCAUCUAAGCGCAACACGUAUAUAAGUUGGUGAGUGCAGUGGGCCUCAGCUGCCUGCGCUCCUGCUCCUGCUCCUGCCUCUGCCUCUGCCUCUGCCUGCAGCUUAUUUGCCCUCCAGUUGUGACUCGUGAGUGAGUGAGCCGUUUAUCAAGCACACAGGCGACUACGAGGAGCAGAGACUGUAUGAGAUUGAGCUCGUUCUGCCUGGUCAAGUGUGAUUGAUUCAUUGAUCGAGUGAGUGGGAAGGAGAGACUAGAGGAGAAAGGGAUUUUUAGCCGGGGAGGAGUGAGCGAGCGAGCGAGAGAUGGCUUCUCACGUUCUGCCCGUGGCUUUGCUAGUCUUGCUCCUGGGUUGUACUGUCAGCGCAGAAGUUGUUUCUCUGACAGAUGCGACUUUCGCUGAUAAGGUAAAGGAGAAAGACACCGUCUGGUUCAUCAAGUUCUUUGCUCCUUGGUGCGGGCAUUGCAAGCGUUUGGCACCCACCUGGGAGCAGCUAGGGGCUGCCCUUGAGGGAGAGGAUGGUGUUGAGGUUGCUCAUGUGGACUGCACGACCAGCAAGGAUACCUGCAGCAAGGCGGAUAUUCGCUCCUACCCAACUUUGAAACUCUAUUACAAUGGGGAAGAGUACAAGAAGUAUUCAGGUGCACGCGAUCUUGAGUCAUUGAAGAAGUUUGCUAUCGAGGCGGCGGCUGAACUUGUGAAAGAAGCCAAUGAGGGCGAGCAAUCAUACAUUAUGUAAAAUUUUACAGGUGAAGGUUGAGUUAUGAAGUGCACUUAUUACCCGGCUAGAUAUUAUUCCUGGAGUUUCUCUAUAGAGAAGAUGCUUGCAAAAUCAUUGAGGAUUUUUUCUAGUCCAUGUAUUCAUGUUCUAGAGCGCAAGGAGACUUUCUCGAUCUUUUUUACAUCCGUUGAUCGCGUUGCUUGUGGAUGAGCCACAUGUAAGAAACUUAUUGUGCUUGAAUUGGAACAAAAUGCAUAAGGAAAUUCCUUUUGUUAGACAAG